This is a messenger RNA of Capsella rubella, 852 nucleotides long. RefSeq lists its product as uncharacterized. NCBI's taxonomy places the organism in Eukaryota, Viridiplantae, Streptophyta, Magnoliopsida, Brassicales, Brassicaceae. The coding region runs from base 155 to 601 and encodes 148 amino acids. The record is from RefSeq and is a predicted model, not a curated record. The transcript has 4 exons.
UGCCGAAAAAACAAGUUAAAGAGUCCAACCAGGUAAGAAAUAAAGUCAAAGACCUGUGUGUGUAACUCUGUAGAAGAAGAUUCAUGUUUCUUCAUAAAAAGUUCUGUGAAAUCUUAAAGACAAGAAUUUAGGUUUGGGUGUCGGAAUUGGAAAAAUGGAUCAUCAUCAUCACAAUCAAUGGCGUAUGAGGUUUUCUUUCAAGAACGCCACAAUUGCUCUCACUAUCGUCAACGUUCUCAUCUUCCUCUUCCUCCUUCAGGGCUUUUUCACUUCCUCCUCUUCUUCCUCUCGCCGCAUCGUUUCAGCUCAGCUUCGGUAUAUCAAGGAAGCUGAAGAGCUUAGGCUCAAGAUGCAACCUUUAGAGCUCAUCAAAAGAGUCCGAGAAAUCGAGCAGGAGGCAGCCGCAGGACAAGAAACCGAGCAGCAGAAAGAAGUGAAGCAGACUACAGCUGUUGAUCUCUCUAAACGCCUUAAGGAUUUCCGUGCGCUAAACGACGCAUCAAGCUUGAAAGCAUUGGAAGAAUGGCGAAAGCGGAAAAUGGAACGAGCAAGGCAACGGGAUCUUGGGAAAACUGGGGGAGUUUCGUCCAUCAAAACAUAAUUAUAUAAGUAAUUAAUCCUCAUAUUAUCAUCUGGCUGCUGCUAUAUAAAAGGAUUUAACAUUAUGUCUCAUGAAAAAUCAUGUAAGUGUAAUACACACACCUACACAAAAUCUGUCAAAAAAACAGGAGCAAGAAAAAGAAAGGAAAGGAUCUAUAAUGUUGAAUGUUUCAUACAGUUAACCUGUUUACACCAAAAAACUAUAAUGUGUACAGUAUUUUUAGUCAAUCGAUCCAAUACCGUUCCUAAUUA